UCCACUGAGGAAAUGGAUGAUGGCAACACUUCCAGUGAUAUCUCGCUGUCUGACCUGCUGCCUCCUAUGACCCCAGAAGCUACAGAUGAAGUCAAUGAACAACAAGAGAAUGCUGGCACUAAUCAUGAUAUGAUGCCUAAGCUGAGUGAUGAUUCUGUGAACAAAUAUUAUGCUGUAUUUUACACUGAUUCCAAGUUAAAAUAUUAUUGGGGUAAGGUGACAAAGACCUUUACAAAUGACGAUGACGACGAUGACAUUGAAAAGGUGGAAGUUGACUUCCUUCACCAAAAGGCAUUUAGUAGUAACCCACAUGACUGGACAUGGUGCGAAAGACCAGUAAAAGACAAUGAAGUAUUAGAGUCACAGUACAUAUUUUAUGGACCUGUUCUCCCAGAAAUCAAAAAAGGAGUUUUCAUUUUCCCUGAUGUAGAGGCAAAUGCCUGUCUUCUUCGUCUUCAAAAGGAAGGGCUCUGUUAAUUAAUUUUAUUAACAGAAUGGAUCUGACCUAGUACUAGGGUUAUUAUUUACCCCAUUCAUUUUUUCCCCACGUGAUUUUUUUUACCCCAAAAUGGUCCUUUUUUUCCCUACAGGCAAAUUUGCCAAAUUUUUCAAAUAAUUCAGCUUGUUUAGUGAUUCUUAGAGAAAAUUCAUCUCUAUGAACUCUAUUAGAAUCCAAAGUAAUUAAAAUUUAGAGAAGUU
This is a messenger RNA of Penaeus monodon (black tiger shrimp), 699 nucleotides long. RefSeq lists its product as uncharacterized. The record is from RefSeq and is a predicted model, not a curated record. Bases 13 to 477 code for a protein of 154 amino acids. The transcript has a single exon. Lineage: Eukaryota; Metazoa; Arthropoda; Malacostraca; Decapoda; Penaeidae.